Messenger RNA from Cryptococcus deneoformans JEC21, 765 nucleotides. RefSeq lists its product as hypothetical. NCBI's taxonomy places the organism in Eukaryota, Fungi, Basidiomycota, Tremellomycetes, Tremellales, Cryptococcaceae. Gene Ontology annotation, biological process: mitochondrial respiratory chain complex II assembly. The coding region runs from base 112 to 501 and encodes 129 amino acids. The transcript is spliced from 5 exons. The record is from RefSeq and is a predicted model, not a curated record.
CGUGGAGUCUGUAGUUUCAUUGCUUUUCGUUGGCUCCCCUCUUCUGGACUCCAACUACCACAAAGCCAACCGUUAUAGCUGUCAACUUUAAGAGACAGAGAUCCCAGCAACAUGGUUAGAUCAGGCUUGCAACAAGACGUGAUAAAUCUCUACAGACAGGGAAUGAGAAUUGCACUUAGCAAGCCAGCCCAAGUUCGCCCAGCUUUUCUCUUACAUCUAAGAUACAAUUUCAGGAAUCCACCCUUAAGGCAACGAGACUAUGUGGCCAUCGAGCAUCAACUUCGGAAAAUGUCCAAAACAUUAGAAAUGCUCUCCGACGCCAGCGUGCAGAGGAUCUCAGUAAGCAACGAAAUGGAAGCGUGGUGGGCAGAAGAAGUCUCAAGGGCCAGGGGUCGAGAUGUAGACAAGAAAAAAGAAAAAGAUCAAGUGAAAAAGACAAAUACUCAAGGACGGGACAGGGAUCAAUUUGGAGGCAGGCUACCUGGGCAUGGGGGUACAUGAGCCGAACGAAAGAAAAGAAGUUCUGGGGUUGGCUAUUCGAUGGCAGUUUAGCAUCAUAUAUUGCAGCGUUUAUGGCACUCGGUUACUCGAAAGCUCUGCACAAUUGCCAUGUACUGCGUGUGUGCCAUGCAGGGUUAAUUCCUGCCUUUGUGGCCAUCGUUACUGGCGGAACCAAAUUGUGAUCGGCAUCUAUUUAUGUUGAACGGAUUAAAAAUAGGGACACGACGGAAUUGAUCCUGUUGCUGGGUUGGCUUUCGCUGGUUU